CCGCUGCCGCCGCGUCGUGGAGCUGCCUUGACGACAGUGACGGUACCCAUCCAACAACGCCUCGCUCGCACAACGUUUCCCCGUAGCUCCACCCUCUUACACCGAGUGUAGCUCAGCUGAGUUUCCUUUAUCGCUCUGAGCCCCAACACGAUCCGCGUCUAGACAGCCAAACCAUCGGCCCUCAUCACAUCGCACCAAGUCACAAUGGAGGUUCUGCUUGGUAUUACGGGGAAGGACUUCACCCUCAUCGCUGCCUCCAAAGCCGCCAUGCGAGGCGCCACCAUCCUCAAGGCCACUGAUGACAAGACCCGCGAAUUGAACGAGCACACUCUGAUGGCUUUCUCGGGCGAGGCCGGUGACACAGUGCAGUUUGCCGAAUACAUCCAAGCAAACGUCCAGCUGUACUCGAUGCGCAACAACAUGGAGCUCUCGCCCGCUGCCACCGCCAACUUUGUUCGUGGGGAGCUUGCACGCGCACUGCGAUCACGGAAACCAUACACAGUGAAUCUGCUGCUCGGAGGAUAUGACAACAUCGCCGACAAGCCCACACUCUACUGGAUCGAUUACCUAGCCAGUCUGGCACCCCUCCCCUACGCGGCACACGGAUACGCCCAGUACUACUGUCUCUCGUUACUCGACAAGCACCACCACCCUGAUAUCGACUACGAGCAGGGUCUGAAGAUCAUGAGGAUGUGCACAGAGGAACUGAAGCGCCGCAUGCCGAUCGACUUCAAGGGCGUUUACGUCAAGGUGAUCACAAAGGACGGCGUCAAGGUUGUCGAUUACGAGGAUGAUGUCAAGGUUGCGAUACCUUAAGGAGGAGACAGGCUGAGCAAGCUAUGAACACUUGGAAGUCUGACAGACAGGAACGCUACACCUGUCAAGAGACAGCUAUGAAGCAUUCAGAAGUCACAGCUCUAGCUUUAAGACUAGAGUUACGAUAGAGACGCCAUAGUCAAUGAAAAGAUCACGACCGAGCAGCCUCAAUCUCACAUUAUGAAUUUUGCUGGGAUGCACCUUACGACGGUUCGUCGUGUAGCCUUUAAGUGUAAACGAUUGCGGCACGACGGAUGUACAGCCUGGUGCACCUCUGAU
Molecule: messenger RNA, 1095 nt
Organism: Boeremia exigua
Lineage: Eukaryota; Fungi; Ascomycota; Dothideomycetes; Pleosporales; Didymellaceae
Product: nucleophile aminohydrolase
Exons: 3
Coding region: 205-816 (203 amino acids)
Biological process (GO): proteasomal protein catabolic process
Cellular component (GO): nucleus; proteasome core complex, beta-subunit complex; cytosol
Molecular function (GO): peptidase activity
Source: RefSeq, a predicted model, not a curated record